Messenger RNA from Tachyglossus aculeatus (Australian echidna), 1417 nucleotides. It is a transcript of the gene SMPD2, whose product is annotated as sphingomyelin phosphodiesterase 2. The record is from RefSeq and is a predicted model, not a curated record. Lineage: Eukaryota; Metazoa; Chordata; Mammalia; Monotremata; Tachyglossidae. Bases 146 to 1417 code for a protein of 423 amino acids. Gene Ontology annotation, molecular function: sphingomyelin phosphodiesterase activity. The transcript has 11 exons. Gene Ontology annotation, cellular component: cytoplasm.
GCCCGAGGUGACCGGGGAGCCGAUGGCGGGGGCCUGAGGGGAUGAUGCUGCUAAGGCUGCUGCUAAGGCCAAGGCCUUUUUCUCUCUGGAAAAUCACUUUUUAAACUCCCUCAACAGGCCCCGGACCCCAAAGCGCAGGCCCACCAUGGAGCUCAGCCGUGCCCUGAGCCUGCGGGUCUUCGACCUCAACUGCUGGGCCAUCCGCUACCUGAGCCAGCGGCGGAAGGAGCGUCUGCAGCGUCUCACCGAGUUCCUGAGCCAGGAGCACUUUGACCUGGUGCUGUUGCAAGAGGUGUGGAGCGAGCGAGACUUUGAGGAGCUGAGACGGAAGCUCUCAAAGACGUACCCCGCUGCCCACUACUUCCGGAGUGGCAUCAUAGGCAGCGGCCUCUGCGUCUUCUCUAAACAUCCCCUCCAUGAGGUGUUUCUGCACCCCUUCACCCUCAAUGGCUACCCCUACAUGCUGCAGCACGGAGAGUGGUUAUGUGGAAAAGCCGUGGGACUGUUGGGGCUGCAAAUCGGCACACUCCAGCUGAAUGCCUACGUCACCCAUCUCCACGCCGAGUAUGACCGUGAACGGGACUGCUACCUCCCGCACCGAGUGGCGCAGGCCUGGGAGCUGGCCCAGUUCAUCCACCACACCUCCAAGACGGCCGACGUGGUGCUGCUCUGCGGAGACCUCAACAUGCAUCCUGAGGAUGUGGGCUGCCGCCUCCUGCGGCGUUGGACCGGGCUGCUUGAUGCUUACUGCGAGACCAAAUCCUUUGAGGGAUGUGAGAGAGGCUUCACUUUGGUGCCCGAAAACUACUUCGUCAACCCCAGGGAGUUGGGACCCUUCCCGGAGGGCAUCCGCAUCGAUUACGUGCUCUUCAAGGCUUCCUCCGAGCUCCAUAUAUCCUGUGAGACCCUCCGGACCACUACAGGCGGGAGCACCUCGUACUCUGACCACGAGGCGCUGAUGGCCACUCUGUGCAUCCAGCCGGGCCCCGGCCCCGCCGCCCAGCUCAGCUCCAACGAGCCGCCCUUAGUGGACGUGCUGAGCGAGGCGCAGGCGGAGCUGGGCCGGGGCCUGGCCAGGGCCCGGCAGCGAGGCACGGCCACGGCCGGCCUGCUGGGGCUGGGGCUGGCUCUGCUGCUCGGGAGCCUGCCGGCCGGGGCCGCCUCCUGGGGACCCUGGUGGUCCUGGCUCCUGCUCGGGGCCCCCGGCCUGGCCCUACUGGUGGGGGCAGCCGCCCGCCACCUAUUCUACACCUACGAAGCCAAAGCUCUUGGGGAAGCGGAGACCGAGCUACAGCUGGUGAUAGAGAUCCUGGACCGCAGCGCCAGCCCGGACGAGGGAGGGCCGGGGGCCUCCUGGAAGGGAGGGGAUGGGACCAACCCCAAGCUGGACGGGGGAGCUAAAUCAAUAAAGGAUUAA